This is a messenger RNA of Cyclopterus lumpus (lumpfish), 1507 nucleotides long. RefSeq names its product mitochondrial ribosomal protein L21 (gene mrpl21). The coding region runs from base 815 to 1396 and encodes 193 amino acids. Gene Ontology annotation, molecular function: structural constituent of ribosome. Gene Ontology annotation, cellular component: mitochondrial large ribosomal subunit; ribosome. Lineage: Eukaryota; Metazoa; Chordata; Actinopteri; Perciformes; Cyclopteridae. The record is from RefSeq and is a predicted model, not a curated record. The transcript has 2 exons.
CUUCACUUUCCGGCUGUCAGUCCGACUUCCGGUCGGGGAGUUCUUCUUCUUCUUCUUCGUGGAGUUCACUUUUCAACGCGUCCAGCGGUCCCUUUCCUCGUAAACCCGGAAACGGACCGACCGAUACAAAAUGGAGGCGGAUCUAAGCGGCGUUCACUGGCUGUCGUAAAUCGCAGACUCCGCACUCGCAAGGUCGUAAUCGGAGCCCUGAGACGGAACUGCAGUAUUCGGAGCUGGUUUAACGGAUAGUACACGUGGUUAAAACAAAGUAUUCAGAUCUUGUAAAAGUAGCUGAAAUUACUCAUUACAAGUAAAUAUCGUGCAUUCAAAAAACAACAACAGUAAAUGUUCGUAUCAUGUUCUCUCCUGUGAGAACCACGUAUCUCUAAAAUAUCUCUCUUAUUCAAAAGGCCUUUUAAACAUUUUUAUUUGGCUUAAGAAGUUGUAAAGUUUUCUCAACACAAAGGAAACGUUUAUAUCAAACAUACGUGAAGUAAAAAGUACAACAUUUACCUCUGAAAGAGUAAAAAGUACUAUAUUUACCUCUGAAAUAGAGUAAAAGGUACAACAUUUACCUAGUAGUACUAUAGUUACAUAAAAUGUAAAUCAGUCAGGUGAUUAAUUUGAUUUAGUAUAAGAUAUUUACUUUCCUUAAGUCUUCCAGAUCAGUGGGUGGCGGUAAUGCACCCGAAAACGCCAUAAAAGAAGAAGAAGAAGAAGAAAGUCAGGUGAUUCUGUAGUGACGCAUGCGCAAAUACCCUCAGCGUUGCGAGGACACGCAUGCGCGCUGCAACCUCGGGCGCUUCCUGUCAAGAUGUCGCUGUCCACGGGAGCCGUGUUGUGGAGGACGUGCUCCAGGUUGUCGCCGAGACCCUCUGCGCUGGCCCCCGCUGCCGUCCGAGCACAGAGCUCCGGGGGCCGGGACCUGGCGCCCCGGACCUCCCUGUCCCGGCCCCCGUGGCCCGAGCGGAUGAGCCCGUUCUCGGAGGAAGAGGAGCGGAGCCGACACGCCGCGGUGGUGAGCGCCGUGAACCGGCGGAUCCACCGGCAGGACUUCGGCCGCCUGUUCGCCGUCGUGCACUUCGCCAGCCGCCAGUGGAAGGUCACCGGCGAGGACCUGAUCCUGAUCGAGAACCACAUCGAGGCCGGGUGCGGGGAGCGGAUCCGCAUGGAGAAGGUGCUGCUGGUGGGCGCGGAGGACUUCACCCUGAUGGGUCGGCCCCUGCUGGGGAAGGACCUGGUCCGGGUCGAGGCCACCGUGAUCGAGAAGACCGAGUCCUGGCCCAAAGUCCACAUGCAGUUCUGGAAGAGGCACCGGUUCCAGCGCAAGAGGAUCAUCGUCCAGCCGCAGACGGUGCUGAGGAUCAACGGCAUCGAGCUGGCCCCCAGACUCUGAGGAAGAGGAGGGUGAAGAGGGGACUGUUUCACACGGACUGGUUGUUAGUUCAUGUGCUUUAAUGCAACAAUGUGACACUUUGUAGUAAAUAAAGCUGUUGAUGUUAUUUAA